UGCACCUCGUGAUCUGCAGUUGUUUACUCGUCAUCGGCAUCUGAAGUGGUUUGAUCAGAUGAUCGAAGGCAUUUAACCCGACAGCAGAAACAGCCGGCGGCAGUGCCCGCUAACAGACGCAGAGGAGCCGACAGUGACCCACCGGCUAUGCCACAUCGGGAGCCAUGGCGGGUUGGCACCGGUUAACAGCCCUCCCCGUCGGCUUGUUGUUGUUAUUGUUUUUGGAACCGAGCAGAGGAAGACCCGCAGAAAAAUGCCUCCAGAACAACUCAUGUCAGAGCCAGAGACCCCCUGUCGUCCUCAUCCCGGGGGAUCUGGGGAACCAGCUGGAGGCAAAGCUGGAUAAACCCAGCGUGGUCCACUACGUCUGCUACAAGAAGACAGAAGACUUCUUCACUCUGUGGCUCAACCUGGAGCUGCUGGUGCCCUACGCCAUCGACUGCUGGAUAGACAACAUCAGGCUGAUCUACAACAGUACCACACACACCUCCGACGCUCCACCAGGUGUGGAAGUUCGAGUCCCGGGGUUCGGAAAGACAUAUUCCUUGGAGUAUCUGGACCCCAGCAAGCGCAGUGUGGGCAUGUAUUUCUUCAGCAUUGUGCAGGCGAUGGUGGAGUGGGGCUACACCAGAGACGAUGACGUGAGAGGAGCGCCGUACGACUGGAGGAAAGCUCCGAAUGAAAAUGGAAAAUAUUUCAAGGAUCUGACGAAGAUGAUCGAGGAGAUGGCGGAGAAGGCGGGGCGCCCCGUGCUACUCAUCGCCCACAGCAUGGGGAACAUGUACACGCUGUACUUCCUGAACCAGCAGACGCAGGCCUGGAAAGACAAAUACAUCAAAGCUUUCAUCUGUCUAGGACCACCAUGGGCCGGCGUGGCCAAAACCUUCCGCGUGGUCACAUCCGGUGACAAUGACCACAUCUCGGUGAUCAGCCCACUGAAGAUUCGCUCACAGCAACGGACCGCCGUCUCCACCAGCUGGCUCCUCCCGUAUGCCCACACCUGGCCCAAAGAUCAGGUUUUUGUCCAAACCCCCACCAACAACUACACCGUGCAGGACUACGAGAAAUUCUACUCGGACAUCGGUUUUGCAGAAGGCUGGCUGAUGCGUAAGGACACCGAGCCGCUGGUGUCUGACCUGACCGCCCCCGGUGUUGCCGUCCACUGCCUGUACGGCAACGGCAUCCCCACGCCGGAGGCCUUCCGGUAUUCGGACAAGUUCCCAGACGUGGAGCCUGAGGUGAUGUACGGCAACGGGGACGGGACGGUCAACCUGCGGAGCGCCGUCCAGUGCAAGCGGUGGGUGGGGCAGCAGAAGCAGCCCGUCACGCUCAAAGAGUUGCCAGGCAACGAGCACGUAAACAUGCUGACUAACAUCACCACCGUGGAGUACAUCAAGUCUGUGCUUUUCUCCCCGUGAUGCUGCCAAAAGCCUGACGUUCAUGCCAACAAAUGUCCCAACUCAGUGUUCAGAUUUUACUUGAGAAAUCCUGAAAGCUUUUUUUUUUUAUAUAUAUAUAUAUAUAUGACUAAUGCGUGUAACCCUGAAAUCUAAGGAUGUCGAGAUGUUUUUGUGGUUAAGACUUAAUACUUUUCUAUCGGUCUUGGAUUUUCACAAAGUUUAGAUUUUAUUCAACAACUUGUUACAGGAUAAAAGAAUGUGUGUCAAAAA
Molecule: messenger RNA, 1670 nt
Organism: Xiphophorus hellerii (green swordtail)
Lineage: Eukaryota; Metazoa; Chordata; Actinopteri; Cyprinodontiformes; Poeciliidae
Gene: pla2g15
Product: phospholipase A2, group XV
Exons: 7
Coding region: 165-1418 (417 amino acids)
Biological process (GO): lipid metabolic process
Source: RefSeq, a predicted model, not a curated record